GGAGGCAAGUCACGUGUAAUUGGAGUUGAAUCUCGUUUCUUUCGUUCUUGGCUGUAGUGGGAGAAAGUACAGUAGCUAGUCUGUGCAUUUGCAUUGUCGUUAGGUGUUUGCUUCAUGUUGGUGUGAGCUAGCUAGCUACCCUUUCAUUUAAAAUCCACCAUUUCACCAAAUAAUGAGUGAUAACGAUGAUAUCGAAGUCGAUAGUGACGAAGACUCACCGAGAUAUCACAAUGUGGCAGACAAACGAGCACACCACAAUGCGCUGGAGCGCAAGCGUAGGGACCACAUCAAGGACAGCUUCCACAGCCUGCGGGACUCUGUGCCAGCGCUGCAAGGGGAAAAGGUUGGUAGAGAGGCGUCCCGAGCUCAGAUCCUAGACAAAGCCACAGAGUACAUCCAGUACAUGAGGCGGAAAAACCACACACACCAACAGGACAUCGACGACCUGAAAAGACAGAACGCUCUGCUGGAGCAACAAGUGCGUGCCCUGGAGAAGGUGAAAGGGUCGACUCAGCUACAGGCCAGCUACAGUUCCUCGGACAGCAGCCUGUACACCAACCCCAAAGGCAGCGCUGUGUCUGCCUUCGACGGGGGCUCCGACUCCAGUUCAGAGUCCGAGCCGGAGGAACAGCCUGCCCCAAGGAAGAAGCUCCGUGCGGAGGCCAGUUAGAUCAGCGUAGCCCACAGCGCCACUCCUGGAGUGGAAGGGUACUGCUGCCAGGGAGGUACCACUCCUGUUAAUUCCCACUGACUUUCCAUCCCUCCUUCCUUUCUCUGGACUCCAUCCUGAUCUGUCCAUCCUGACGUUGUUACAUCACACCACCCCCCCCCCCUUUCCGAUUUAUUUUGAUAAGAACCUGUUUUAGAAUUGACACGCACACAACUAGAUCAGUCGUCCUUUCUGUCAGAGAAGUGUACCUUUUUAAAACAUUUGUACCUUUUUUCCACACAAAAAAAGAAUGUGAAGAUACUUAAAAGCUAAAUAUUGAUGUAAAAGUUAGAUGAAAACUUGAAAUCUUUUCCAUUUUGACACAGGAAAAGAUAUUAUCCCCUUUGUUGAAAAUGUAUUGAAGG
Messenger RNA from Esox lucius (northern pike), 1074 nucleotides. It is a transcript of the gene max, whose product is annotated as myc associated factor X. Gene Ontology annotation, cellular component: RNA polymerase II transcription regulator complex. The record is from RefSeq and is marked provisional. Gene Ontology annotation, molecular function: DNA-binding transcription factor activity; protein dimerization activity. Gene Ontology annotation, biological process: positive regulation of transcription by RNA polymerase II. Lineage: Eukaryota; Metazoa; Chordata; Actinopteri; Esociformes; Esocidae.